Molecule: messenger RNA, 863 nt
Organism: Lucilia cuprina (Australian sheep blowfly)
Lineage: Eukaryota; Metazoa; Arthropoda; Insecta; Diptera; Calliphoridae
Product: dTTP/UTP pyrophosphatase
Exons: 4
Coding region: 102-725 (207 amino acids)
Molecular function (GO): nucleoside triphosphate diphosphatase activity
Source: RefSeq, a predicted model, not a curated record
UAAUAAUGAUACAUAAAAUGUAAACAGUACAAAAUAUUACUUCAUAUUAGAAAAUUAAUAGAAAUUUAAUAAAAAAAUAUAACUUUUAAUAAAACUACAAAAUGCUGGCUCCCAUCAAACAUUUAUUAAACAAAAAACGUAUAAUUUUAGCCAGUGGUUCUCCCCGCAGGCAGGAAUUAGUAAAAGCUUUGGGACUCUAUGCUGAACUAAUACCCUCUACAUUUGAGGAAAACUUGAAUCCUGCCGAUUUUAAAGAUUUUUCCCAAUUCAUAGAAGCUACCGCUUUAGGUAAAGCGGAAGAGGUUUACAAUCGCCUAAAGAAUGGUGAUAAUCCAGAAGAACUUUUGGUUAUAGCAGCAGAUACUAUGGUUACUAUGGGCUCGGAGAUUUAUGGUAAACCUGCAAAUCCUCAGGAGGCUGUAAAAAUGCUAACAAAUCUUUCGGGUAAAUGCAAUCGUGUUUUUACUGGUGUAGUUUUAAAACAUUCUCAAGGUAUACGUUCCUUUACCGAAACUGCUGAUGUUUAUUUUGGUCAUCUAACACCCGAACAAAUACAAGAUUAUGUGGAUUCAGGAGAUCCAUUAGACAAGGCUGGUGCCUAUGGUAUUAAUGGCCCUGGUGGUGCUUUAAUAUCACGCAUUGAUGGUGAUUUCUAUUGUGUUAUGGGUUUACCUAUGCAUCGUUUGUGUUGUGAACUAAAUAAAGUGUUUUUGGGACAAGAGUAAUCGCUUUCUUUGUUAGAUUAUUAUUAUUAUAAAAAAAUGUGUUAUUUUUAAUGUUCGAUAACUGGGUAUAGGUAACCAAAGUUUUAGCUAGAGGCUGGAAUUGUUUUAUUUUUUCAAAUAAAUAAAAAUAUUUAUUGA